AUCUUCUUUCUACUUGUUUCUUCCUCAUGUAUUUGGGCUAACCCCUUAUGAACCUACACAAAUCUCGAAAAUGAAGUAAAUCGGCCAUGAAUGCACUUUUCAUGAAAUCCCUUUAAUGUCUUUCACUUUGUGCCCUCGUAUUCUUUUUUGGGUUUGAAAUGUCGAAUAUCAUAGAUUUAAGUAUCACUUCUUCCUCUCAACUUUUGCAAUUGUUAUCUGUUGUUUCGAUGUCUACAAGCAUCUAAACUCCCCGGAUCUACUCUUGUAGGCAUGCUAUGUGGAUAGUGAAAGGGUGUGUUCGUGCUUAUGUGCCUUCUUUUUAACCCUUUUUCUGGGAUCUAGCUUUUUGUUGGACCAACUGUCUGUUGCUUAUACGCUAUGUUUUAACUACCACUUCCUAUUUCUAGGAUGGUCCGGUUUUGAAUUACGUUUAUACUUGUAAAAUCAUACAAUCUGAGGUCCAUUUAUAUAAAACUAUCGGCUUUCUUAAUUACUACCACUUGAAGAUGUAGUCUGUAACUACAAGAAAAGCCGAUGGGUUCAAGAUUCCCAUCUCAUCAGCUCAGUAAUGGGCUGUAUGUGUCAGGGCGGCCGGAGCAGCCAAAAGAAAGAGCUCCGACCAUGAGCUCUUCAGCCAUGGUUUACACCGGUGGUGACAUCAAGAAAUCCGGUGAGCUAGGAAAGAUGUUUGAUAUCAACACUGACGGCUCAAAAUCAAGAAAAUCCGGCCCAAUAACCGGUCCUUCAAGAACCGGAUCAUUCACAGGAGUCGCAUCACAUUCAGGACCAAUCAUGUCAAACGCCGCCAGGUCUAGCUACUCCACAUCAGGCCCUGUGUCAACCGGCGGCGUUCCUGUAUCUGUCAAAAAGUCAAACUCCGGGCCACUAAAUAAACACGGCGAGCCUAUAAAAAAGUCUUCCGGUCCUCAAUCUGGCGGAGUGACGCCGGUGAACCGCCAAAAUUCAGGCCCUCUGCCGCCGGUCCUCCCUGCUACCGGCCUAAUCACAUCCGGCCCAAUCUCUUCCGGCCCAUUAACUUCAUCCGGAGCUCCCCGGAAAUUUUCUGGCCCUCUGGACUCUAAGGGCUCGAUGAAAGUACACGGCGUUGUUCACAAUCAGGCUGUGACUACUCUUACUAAAGACGAUGAUUACUCAUUCAAGAAGGGUUUCCCGAAGAUAAUAUUAUGGUCCAUGAUUCUGUUGUUCGUGAUGGGAUUCAUUGCUGGUGGGUUUAUUCUUGGAGCUGUUCACAAUGGUAUUCUCCUUGUGAUUGUGGUGGUUCUUUUCAUCAUCGUUGCAGCAUUGUUCACUUGGAAUACUUGUUAUGGUAGACAAUCCAUCAUUGGAUUCAUUGCGCGUUAUCCUGAUGCUGAACUUAGAACUGCAAAAGAUGGUCAAUAUGUCAAGGUUUCAGGGGUGGUGACAUGUGGAAACGUGCCACUUGAAUCAGCCUUCCAGAAGGUUCCAAGAUGCGUGUAUACUUCCACAAGUUUAUAUGAAUACAGAGGAUGGGAUUCAAAAGCAGCCAACCCUACACAUAGGAAGUUUACAUGGGGGCUGAGAUCAUCAGAAAGGCAUGUGGUGGAUUUUUACAUAUCUGAUUUCCAAUCUGGAUUAAGGGCAUUGGUAAAGACUGGAUAUGGAGCAAGGGUGACACCUUAUGUGGAUGAAUCGGUAGUUGUUGAUGUGAAUCCUUUGAAUAAAGAUUUGUCUCCAGAGUUUGUGAGGUGGUUGGGUGAGAGAAACCUUUCGAGUGAUGAUCGUGUGAUGAGAUUGAAAGAAGGGUAUAUCAAGGAAGGGAGCACAGUAAGUGUGAUGGGAGUAGUGCAGAGGAAUGAGAAUGUGCUGAUGAUAGUUCCACCAGGGGAUGCAUUCACAACAGGGUGUCAAUGGGCAAAGUGUAUGCUGCCAGGAAGCUUGGAGGGCAUAGUGUUGAGAUGUGAAGAUGCAUCAAAGGUGGAUGUCAUACCUGUGUAGCUAUGUAGAAGAUGCAUCAAAAGUGGAGUUUGAAGGUUGCACUUUUAAUUUUUAAUUUUUUUUCUUUUUUAUUACUAUGAUUUUCAAGAUAUAUAGUAGGUAGAUACUAGUGGGGUUGUAUGUUAUUGUGAAUAGGUUUUUGAUGGAAGAUGGUGGAUGGGUGGGUUUUCCAAGUUUCUUUGAGUAAAACGAUAUGUUUGAUUCUGUUUUCA
This is a messenger RNA of Lactuca sativa (garden lettuce), 2189 nucleotides long. Its product is annotated as protein SHOU4. The record is from RefSeq and is a predicted model, not a curated record. Lineage: Eukaryota; Viridiplantae; Streptophyta; Magnoliopsida; Asterales; Asteraceae.